AUGAUCGUAAGCUUUCCCCCCUCUUUCCCCCCGUUUCCUUUUCCCAUUCAUCCCUUCACCCAAUUCCUUCCCCCAUUCCUCCCUCCGCGCUUUUCUUUCCUCCAAUUCUCUCUUCCCCAUGGCUUCUCUUCCCACGAAAUUGCAACACGAGCAGGCAAGUGCGACUACUCGGUGGGUUUCUGGCUGCGCGCUCCGAAGGGCACAGGCGUGCCGCGCUACACGGCGCGAGCAGGCGAGAAGGGGCACUGCCCGUACGUGCGCCCGCUGUACGCGUGCGAGCGCAACAACCGCCCCGACUCGCGCUACCAGCGCUACCGCUGGCACGCCAAGAAAUGCCGCCUGAGCUACUUCAGCGGGUCGGGCUUUAAGUACCUCAUGCGACAGCGGCGCAUGCUGCUGGUGGGCGAUUCGAUCAUGGGGAACCUCUUCGAGGCGCUGCUAUGCGCCAUCCACGCUGCGGGAUACCAAGGCAAGUGUAUUUCCGUUGCUUAA
Messenger RNA from Closterium sp. Naga37s-1, 492 nucleotides. Lineage: Eukaryota; Viridiplantae; Streptophyta; Zygnematophyceae; Desmidiales; Closteriaceae. The record is from the annotation of a GenBank genome assembly.